CACCUCAUUUCCUUCCGUCAUGUUGCGGUGCUCGCCGGCUGUGGCGCGUAGCUGCAGAAGACUACUGCUGUCUCGCAGGCUGCUAUCAAGUGCCAGCAGCCAAUGCGAAGAAUACGAUGUAGUCAUCGUCGGUGGUGGCCCCGCGGGACUUGCUCUAGCCAGUGCUCUCGGAUCCAGCCAGAACGUCAGAGACAACCUGAAAAUAUCACUUAUCGAGGCUGGGGACCUGUCAAAGGUCCGCGAGUGGUCGCCGGUCGAUGGAGCCUUCAGCAACAGGUGCAUUUCCCUCACUAAUGCGUCUCAAGCAUUCCUAAAAGACAUUGGUGCAUGGACACAUGUGGACGAAGCUCGCACAGGUCCCAUCGAGGAGAUGGAGGUCUGGGAUGGGAUUACAGACGCCAGAAUACACUUUUCUGCGUCUGACCUUGGGCUAGACGAGGGAAUGUCGCGAAUAACAGAGAAUAUCAACCUUCAACGUGGACUAUUGCGAUAUUUAAGUACCAUGCCAGACUUGCACCUUAUCGACAAAACCAAGGUGACAUCUAUUGUCAGGGAAGAUGAGGAUGCUGGCGGUUGGCCAUUGGUACAUUUGGACAACAGUAGGAUACUUCGGGCGAGGUUGCUGAUUGGCGCCGACGGCUUCAACUCCCCCGUGCGCAAAUAUGCACAGAUCCCUUCGUACGGUUGGUCUUACGAUACUCAAGCCAUUGUUGCUACCAUGUUCCAUCCUCCCCGAGGCCCCUUCCAAGGACCUAACACCACCGCUUAUCAGAGAUUCUUGCCAACCGGACCCAUUGCCUUUUUACCCAUUUCUCCUACGGCCUCGUCAUUGGUGUGGUCGACCCGACCACACAUAGCAACCGCAAUUAUAGCCUCCGGUCCGUCCGUUGUAGCCCGCAUGAUAAAUGCCGCCUACCGCCUACCUCAUGAUUCCUUGCAUUACCUUUACAAUCGGAUUCUUGAGCACCAAAAGGCUGGAACUCCCAUCACCACAGACGAAAUCAUCGAAGAAGUUGGGUUCCGUGAACGGGCUCAUGGCAUCGAUGCAACCUCGGCCUAUUCAUCUUCCCACAUGAUGGAAAACACGGCCGAGAACCAAGGUAUACCGCCAACUGACUCGGAGAUGUUACCGCCCCUUGUGACUUCAAUCCAACCUGGAACGGUGGCAUCAUUCCCUCUGCGUUUCAAUCAUACCGAAGCGUACAUCGGCGAAGGACAAGGGAGUCGUACAGUUCUUGUCGGUGACGCAGCGCAUACUGUACACCCCCUUGCCGGGCAGGGCUUGAAUCUUGGUCUUGCUGAUGUAGAGUGCCUCGCAAGGGUCAUCAACGACGCGGUCCUCAAUGGCUCAGAUAUUGGAACCCAUACAUCCUUACUACCGUACACUCGAGAACGGUAUUUUGAGAACCACAAGAUGAUGUCCGUCUUCGACAAGCUUCACAAAUUGUAUACGACGUCUUUCGGGCCGAUAGUACAGGCCAGAUCCAUGGGCCUGGAAGUUCUCAAUGAGUUCGACACCAUCAAGGCUGCGAUCAUGCUGAGCGCGGGCUCUCGACCGCGACAAAAGGAAGCUACCCUGAGGUCGACGGUGUUCAACUUGGCCGGCUCUGCACUCGAAACAGCUGGUGGUAUGAAGAAAGCUGCUGACCUCGCCGGUGGGGCUGUUGGUAACAUGGUCAUGAAUGGUAUUCAGCAAUGGAUAAAAUCGUCGCGUCCAGGACAAACCCCGUGACAGAUGUACCUAUGAUGAAGAUAUAAAAGCAUGAUUGACAUUGAUCAUAUAUUGUGCAGGCUUUCAUGGCUAGAGUGCGCUCUGGUGGCCUUGCAUGUGCAGCGUGCAUCCAUUCAAUGUGAAGCUAGCAUACCGAUUGAAUUCGUCAUCUAGUACAGGGACUCAAUGGGUACGACACGCUCUAUUAUCUGCCAAGCAGACCUCAAUUCAUCACUCAUGGUAAUUGUUCACCGAAAGAAGGCCACGCCGCUGCAAAGUUUAUUUCCGGUCCCUCUUUUCGAUAGUGCGUUUACUUGUCUUUAGCUGAAUUGCGGCUUCGGCGUAUCGCACACAAAAUUAUCUUAUUCAGACUU
Messenger RNA from Desarmillaria tabescens, 2085 nucleotides. Its product is annotated as ubiquinone biosynthesis hydrox. Gene Ontology annotation, molecular function: 2-octaprenyl-6-methoxyphenol hydroxylase activity; FAD binding; oxidoreductase activity, acting on paired donors, with incorporation or reduction of molecular oxygen, NAD(P)H as one donor, and incorporation of one atom of oxygen. Lineage: Eukaryota; Fungi; Basidiomycota; Agaricomycetes; Agaricales; Physalacriaceae. The transcript is spliced from 6 exons. The record is from RefSeq and is a predicted model, not a curated record. Gene Ontology annotation, biological process: ubiquinone biosynthetic process. Bases 20 to 1732 code for a protein of 570 amino acids. Gene Ontology annotation, cellular component: mitochondrion.